Messenger RNA from Phragmites australis (common reed), 2212 nucleotides. RefSeq names its product protein NRT1/ PTR FAMILY 8.3-like. NCBI's taxonomy places the organism in Eukaryota, Viridiplantae, Streptophyta, Magnoliopsida, Poales, Poaceae. Gene Ontology annotation, cellular component: membrane. Gene Ontology annotation, biological process: transmembrane transport. Bases 216 to 1913 code for a protein of 565 amino acids. The transcript is spliced from 4 exons. Gene Ontology annotation, molecular function: transmembrane transporter activity. The record is from RefSeq and is a predicted model, not a curated record.
UUCAUGCGUGCGUGCACGCGCGCUUUCAUAUAAGCGGCGCGGCUGCCUCGCAGCUUGGACCUAACACAGCAGCAGAGCAGCCGAGCCAGCGGCGGGAGCUCGAACGGAGGAGCCAAAGAGAGGAGAACCACCGAGUGCAGAGCUCUCUUUGCAGCUCACUCUCCCGUUCCCAACAAGAAUCAGCUCGCGCUCACAGGUCUCGAUCGGCGAUCGGAAUGGACGCCAUGGAGAGGGGCGAGCUCGCGCCGCUUCUGCCCGAGGGUCAUGGCCCGAAGAUUCUGGAGGAUAGCCUUCAAGUGCCACUCCUGAAGGAUAAGAAACGCACCAGCAGCAAGGCGCCAGCGGUUCUUCUUGGGUUCGAGUGCCUGGAGAGCACAGCGUUCAAUGGCAUCUCGACGAACCUGGUGGUGUACCUCGAGACCGUCCUCCACGGCAGCAACCUAGCGAGCGCGUCCAACGUCACGACGUGGUUCGGCACGAGCUACCUCACCCCGAUCUUUGGCGCCAUCAUCGCCGACACCUUCUGGGGCAACUACAACACCAUCCUCGUCUCGCUCGCCGUCUACCUUCUUGGGAUGAUGCUGGUGACCUUCUCGGCGUUCCUGCCUACGGCCACAGUGCUCGGCGGCUCGUCGGUGUUCGGCGCGCAGACCGUGGCGUUCCUCGGGCUGUACCUCGUGGCGAUCGGGUGCGGCGGGGUGCGCUCGUCCUUGCUGCCGUUCGGCGCGGAGCAGUUCGAUGACGACAACGCGGCAGACCGGGAGAGCAAGGCGUCCUUCUUCAGCUGGUUCUACCUCUGCGUCGACUUCGGCCCGAUUGUCUCCGGCCUGCUCAUCGUGUGGAUCCAGCAGAACGUCAGCUGGGGCCUCGGUUUCGGCAUCGCUACCGCUUGCAUCGCGCUCGCCUUCGGUGCUUUCGUGCUCGCCACUCCCAUGUACAAGCGCCGCAUGCCCACCGGCACGCCGCUCAAGCGCCUGAGCCAAGUUGUCGUCGCUGCCUGCCGGAAGAUCAGCCUCAGGCUCCCCGCCGACACUGGCAUGCUCUACGAGGUCAGCGACAAGCUGAAGUCCCAGCCCAAGAUCGCGCACACCGGCGAGUUCUCGUUUCUUGACAAGGCGGCCAUCAUCUCCGAGUCAGACUUGGAGGAGAUUUCGGAGGAGGCGGGCUCGUCGUGGAAGCUCUGCACCGUGACGCAGGUCGAGGAGCUCAAGAUCCUGCUGCGGCUUCUGCCCAUCUGGGCGACCAGCAUCAUCGUCUCCUCUGCAUACUCGCAGAUGAACACCACCUUCAUCCAGCAGGGCAGCGCCAUGAACAUGUCUAUCCUGUCGGUGCCAGUGCCAGCGGCGUCGAUGGGCUCGUUCGAGGUCGUCUGCGUCUUGACAUGGGUACUGCUCUACAGCAAGGUGAUCGUGCCGGCACUGAGGGGCUUCUCCUCCGGCGACGACGGCGAGCCGUCGCAGCUGCAGCGCAUGGGCGCCGGGCGGCUCCUCAUGGCGCUCGCGAUGGCGGUCUCGGCGCUCGUGGAGAUGAAGCGGCUCGACAGCGCGGCGCGCGGCGAGGCCAUCAGCAUCGCGUGGCAGCUCCCUCAGUACUUCUUCCUGGCCGGCGCGGAGGUGUUCUGCUACAUCGCGCAGCUGGAGUUCUUCUACGCCGAGGCGCCGGACACCAUGAAGAGCACGUGCACGUCGCUCGCGCUGCUCACUAUCGCGCUGGGAAGCUACAUGAGCUCGCUCAUCUACGCCGUCGUGGCAACGUUCACCGCGACAGCGGAGAGCCCUGGGUGGAUCUCCGACAACCUCAACCAGGGCCACCUCGACUACUUCUUCUGGGCCUUGGCGGCCAUGUGCACGCUCAACUUCGUCGUGUACAGCGCGUUCGCCAAGAACUACAAGCUCAAGACGGUGCUCCCGUGACGUGAUCACAAGUUGCAAUGCUCGCUUCUCAUCUUGAAGAUUCCAUUGCAUUGUUGCACAAUUGCCAGUUGGUAACUAGCAAGUACUGGCUCAACGGCAAGUACAUACAUAGGAAACAUAGAGUAGGAAGAAAAUGCAGGAUUUUUUUGCCCUUUUUCUUUCCUUUUUCUGAAAAAAGUGCACAGAUUCCUGUGACAGCAACAUUCUUUUUUUUUUGAAUUUUUUUGCUUAUUUCGUUCUCAUACAGUUAAAAGAUACAUGUAUAAUGUCAAUGUUUUUUUUUCUCUUGUACUUCAACC